AUGACGACCACAUCGACACAGGCAGAGACCGUGAUGGAGCUCAAACAGCGCUCCAAGGGCGAGGCCCAAGAUGAUGAUGCUGCCGGCCUGGUGGCCGAGCAGGUCUUUCCCGACAUCAACACCAUCCGCAACGCCAUCCCGGCGCACUGCUUCCAGCCGCCGGUCUGGCGCUCGCUCGCCUAUGUGGUCCGGGACCUGUCUCUGAUCCUGCCGCUCGGCUAUCUGGCCCUGACCUACAUCCCCUCGGUGCCCAACGUCUGGGCUCGGGCGGCCGCCUGGAUUGUCUACGGCUACGUCCAGGGCCUCUUCUGCACCGGCCUCUGGAUCCUUGCGCACGAGUGUGGCCACGGCGCCUUUAGCCUGAACCAGCGCCUCAACGACACUGUCGGCUGGGCCGCCCACUCCUUCCUCUUCGUGCCCUACUUCAGCUGGAAGUUCUCGCAUCACCGCCACCACCGCUUCACCGGCCACAUGACCAAGGACAUGGCCUUUGUGCCGCGCACCAAGGACGAGCACUACGCUACCCGCGCCUCCUCCUUCUGGCUCGAUCCCGACAUGCUCGAGGACCUGCCGGCCUACCAGCUCUUCGUCCUGGUCCUGCACCAGCUCGGCGGCUGGCAGGCUUACCUCUUCUUCAACGCUAGCUCCGGCAAGGAGAGCCUGCAGCGCAAGGAGACCAGCUGGUUCCGCGUCAGCCACUUUGAGCCCACCAGUGCCGUCUUCCGUCCCAGCGAGCGGCCCUUUAUCGCUCUCUCCGUCCUCGGCCUUUCCAUUGUCGGCUACGUCCUGCACCUUGCCUCCGCCGUCUACGGCUGGAAGACCAUCUUCCUGCUGUACUGGGUGCCGUAUCUCUGGGUCCACCACUGGCUAGUUGCCAUCACGUACCUCCACCACACCCACCCCGACGUUCAUCACUACGACCCUGACAGCUGGACCUUUGUCAAGGGCGCCUUGGCCACUGUGGACCGUGACUUUGGCUUCAUUGACCGCCGCAUCUUCCACGGCAUCAUUGGCACCCACGUUGUCCACCAUCUGUUCCCUCGCAUUCCCUUCUACUAUGCCGAGGAGGCCACUGAGGCCAUCAAGCCUGUCGUCGGAGACCACUACUGCCGGCAGGAAGGCUCUUUUGUCGGCUCGCUGUGGUCGACCUUCACGACGUGCAAGUACGUCGAGAGCGACCCUGAUGUGCCAGGUGCUAUGCGAUGGGGUAAGGGCCGUCGGUAG
Grosmannia clavigera kw1407 is the source of this 1224-nucleotide messenger RNA. RefSeq names its product oleate delta-12 desaturase. Gene Ontology annotation, molecular function: oxidoreductase activity, acting on paired donors, with oxidation of a pair of donors resulting in the reduction of molecular oxygen to two molecules of water. Lineage: Eukaryota; Fungi; Ascomycota; Sordariomycetes; Ophiostomatales; Ophiostomataceae. Gene Ontology annotation, biological process: lipid metabolic process. The transcript is spliced from 4 exons. Bases 1 to 1224 code for a protein of 407 amino acids. The record is from RefSeq and is a predicted model, not a curated record.